Messenger RNA from Annulohypoxylon maeteangense, 1737 nucleotides. Its product is annotated as FAD-binding domain-containing protein. The record is from RefSeq and is a predicted model, not a curated record. The coding region runs from base 40 to 1572 and encodes 510 amino acids. Lineage: Eukaryota; Fungi; Ascomycota; Sordariomycetes; Xylariales; Hypoxylaceae. The transcript has a single exon. Gene Ontology annotation, biological process: steroid metabolic process. Gene Ontology annotation, cellular component: membrane; cytoplasm. Gene Ontology annotation, molecular function: FAD binding; Delta24(24-1) sterol reductase activity.
UCGCAAUUCAAACUCUAAUAGACGCGUCCAUUUAUAAAAAUGGAAGCUCACAAUAAUGCGGUAACAUCCAUAUCCGGAAGGCUACGGCAAUUCUACGCGCAACGCCGGCCUUUCCGCGUUUACCAUGGUUCCACGAACAGUACCCGCGCAGCCGAAAAGAGUCGCGACAACACGGUAGACACUAGCAAGCUCAACCAUAUCCUGGAAGUUGACGAGGAUAAUAAAAUCGCGCUGGUUGAGCCAAAUGUGUCAAUGGACGCGCUCGUCAACGCGACCGUGCAUCACGGAUUGGUUCCGUUAGUUGUCAUGGAAUUCCCUGGCAUCACCGUUGGCGGCGGCUUUAGCGGCUCUGCCGGUGAGAGUAGCUCGUGCCGUCACGGACCAUUCGAUUCAACAAUCAAUUGGAUCGAAAUCGUUCUUCCAAAUGGUGAAAUAUCAAAAGCUUCUAAAACUGAAAAGCCGGACCUUUUCUGGGGAGCUGCGUCGGCUUUCGGAACGCUCGGAGUUGUUACUCUUCUUGAAGUUCAGCUGAGAGACGCCGCUGACUUCAUCGAACUGACGCAUUAUCCGGUGAGUGGCGUUCCGGAAGCCUGCAAGAAGAUACAAGAAGAAGUUGCAAAUCCUGUUGUGGAGUUCGUCGAUGCGAUCGCAUUUUCUCCCAAAACAGCUGUCGUGUGUUCCGGUCGCUUAGUCGAUUCCAUCCCCACAGGUUCUAAACCAAGGCGAUAUUUACGACGUCGUGAUUCAUGGUUCUACCUUGACGUACAGAAAAGAGCUGAAAAGUCGAAACAACCCGUUAUCGACUAUGUCCCCUUGAUUGACUACCUGUUUCGAUGGGAUCGUGGUGGAUUCUGGGUGGCUAGGUAUGCCUACAAGUACUUUUUCACGCCAUUCAAUCGCAUCACUCGCAGCAUUCUAGAUACUUACAUGCACGCCCGUGUAAUGUACCACGCUUUACAUAAGAGUGGGCUAUCUGAUACUUAUAUAAUCCAAGAUGUCGGCGUACCGUACGGCGCCGUCGACAACUUCUAUCACUGGGUAGACGAGACCCUAGGCAUAUACCCCCUCUGGCUGUGUCCAAUCCGCACAAAGAGAGACGCGCCCAACUCAGCGCACGGCCUACACGCCGACUUCGCGGACCCCAAAGGCCCUGAGUUCAUGCUCAAUUUCGGCAUCUGGGGACCCGGACCGAAUGACUACGAAGAACUAGUCCGUUUAAACCGAGCGAUUGAGCAGAAGUUGCGCGAAUUAGACGGGAAGAAGACGUUGUAUGCGCAGGCCUACUACACCGAGGAGGAGUUCUGGCAGACUUACAACCGCCCCGCAUACGAGACUGUUCGUGAGAAGUACCAUGCGUCCCACUUACCAAGUAUCUACGACAAGGUUAAGGUUGAUGAAAGUGCGAAGAAGAAUGCUACAGAGAACUCGAGAAUGCCUGUCGCUCUCCGCAAUGUUAGACCGUUCCAAGGCCUGUAUGGUGUCUAUAAGGCAUGGCGUGGUGGCGACUACCUGCUGCAGAAGAAAGGGGAGAAGGUUGAUGUGGAGGGCUCACCUGUGAAGCAAGGUUCAUAGGGACUACGAUAAGCUCAGAGCUUAUAGAUGUUUGAGCAGAGCUCUUGGUCUACGGCAUUGUACUCGACGUAAUACGACUGAUGGUGUAUUGUGUAUAUAGGUAGUUGGAAGUAGCGGUGCCUUCCGAUUUUCGUGAUUUCUAUACAGGUGUGUAUCUCUACUACC